This is a messenger RNA of Carica papaya (papaya), 1638 nucleotides long. Lineage: Eukaryota; Viridiplantae; Streptophyta; Magnoliopsida; Brassicales; Caricaceae. The record is from RefSeq and is a predicted model, not a curated record.
AUGCCCACCUGGACUCGACUCGUUCAAGUCCUUUUCGGCUGCCAAAGAGCUGGCCUCUUGACCAUUCCUCUACUCCCACCUCACCCUUCUUUUCACAAACCAAACUACCACCACUUCCUUAGAGUUGUCUCACAGACCAGGCCUAAAGCUGCCGUAGCUCCUCCUCAUUACAUUGCUCUUGUCCAACAAUACACCAGCUCUUGCUCUUCUUCUGUCGAUCCAGACCUUGUGGUGAUACUGAGAAACUUAAUAUGGAUUUCAACUGAAGAUAUAAAACACGGAGAAACUACUGCUUCAAGGGGUGUAAUGGAUAGCCCAUCUUAUAAUGGUUGCAAGGUUGAUGAAGUAUAUUUGAUUCAGUACACGUCAGGAGCAACUGGGAUUCCAAAGCCAGUGCUUGUGACUGCGGGAUCAGCUGCUCACAAUGUUAGAACAGCAAGGAAAGCUUAUGAUCUCCACCCGAAUAGCAUCAUUGUCUCCUGGUUGCCUCAAUAUCAUGAUUGUGGUCUAAUGUUUCUGCUGCUCACCAUUGUAUCUGGUGCAACCUGUGUACUAACAUCACCUGCUUCAUUUGUUAACCGGCCUAUGCUAUGGCUUGAGAUGUUAUCAGAUCUUAAGUCAACUUGCACUCCUGUUCCAUCCUUUGCCUUAACUCUUGUCAUGAGGCACCAUGGAAAAUCCGACCAGAAAGAAAACUCAAAUCUAAAUCUACUAUGUUUGAAGAACCUAAUCCUUAUUAACGAGCCUCUUUACAAGUCAUCUGUGGAAGAGUUUCUUCAUGUCUUUCAACCUUAUGGGCUGAAUCCCUCGUGUAUAGCUCCAUCUUAUGGCCUUGCAGAGAAUUGUACCUUUGUUUCAACUGCAUGGAGAAACAACAAGAAUGACUGCUGGGAUUAUUUUCCAUCUCACAAGCAGCUCUUACCAAGUGCAAAGCUUGCAGAUCAGUUGGAUGAAGUGGAGAUAAUAAUCGUUGAUGAACAAACUAAGGAGGCUGUUGAGGAUGGAAUCGAAGGUGAGAUUUGGAUCUCAUCUCCCAGCAAUGCUUCUGGUUACCUCGGCCACCCUUUUCUCAGCCAAAAAAUAUUCCAAGGGAGGCUCAAGAAUAAGAUCAGUAGCAGGUAUUAUGUACGAACAGGCGACCGAGGCAUUGUUAAGGGACAAGAAAGAUUUCUUUAUGUGACUGGCCGGUGUGUGGACAUUAUCAAAACCCAAAACAAUCAAGAGAUACAUCCUCAUUACAUCGAGACUGCAGCUUAUAAUUGUUAUCCACAGUUUCUCAGAGGAGGAUGUCUUGCUUGUUUCAGCAUUUCAAGAACUAUUACUCUUGUUGCAGAGCUGCAGGGAAGCGAGAAAUUAGACCAGAGCAUUUUGAGGAGGUUGUGUGAAGGGAUCAAACAAGAUGUUCUCAAGGAAGAGAAUGUGAAAGUUGGGAGGGUGAUUCUGGUGAAACGUGGGUGUGUUCCAAGAACUACUUCGGGUAAAAUACAAAGAUGGGCAGCCAUGGAUAAGCUUGUUAGAAAUCAAAUGAGUAUAGUGAUGGAUCUGAGAACCGAACAAGCUGGUGGGUUCGACUACUCAUUUCCAACACUUGCAAGGAGAGGGAAAUUAAGGAGAGGAGUAGCACUCUCCCUCAUGUGA